This is a messenger RNA of Gigantopelta aegis, 3262 nucleotides long. Its product is annotated as DDB1- and CUL4-associated factor 7. The transcript is spliced from 9 exons. Gene Ontology annotation, molecular function: protein binding. The record is from RefSeq and is a predicted model, not a curated record. The coding region runs from base 132 to 1178 and encodes 348 amino acids. NCBI's taxonomy places the organism in Eukaryota, Metazoa, Mollusca, Gastropoda, Neomphalida, Peltospiridae. Gene Ontology annotation, cellular component: nucleus.
AUGUUGCCGUAAAACGUUUUGUUUUGCGGCCAUGUUUGUUUUUGUUUGAUCAUGCUUGUGAAGUUUAUUGGCUACUUUUGAUCAAAUCAGUUUUAUGCAGCAUUGGAAUUAGCAAGGUGUAAUUUUUCAAAAUGUGCUCCAUACCUUCUGUUCCUGGGGCCACAAAGCGGAAAGAGAUCUACAAAUAUGAUGCCCCCUGGACCGUCUACAGUAUGAACUGGAGUGUUCGACCAGACAAAAGGUUCAGACUGGCUCUUGGUAGUUUUGUUGAAGAGUAUAAUAACAAGGUCCAGAUUGUGGCGCUGGAUGAAGAAACAUCAGACUUUGGUGCGAAGAGCACAUUUGAUCAUCCAUACCCAACCACAAAGAUCAUGUGGAUUCCAGACACAAAAGGUGUCUUUCCUGAUUUGCUGGCGACAAGUGGGGACUAUUUACGAGUGUGGAGAGUUGGGGACACCGAGACACGGCUGGAAUGUCUGCUAAAUAAUAACAAAAACAGUGAUUUCUGUGCUCCAUUAACAUCGUUUGACUGGAAUGAGGUGGAUCCAAACUUACUUGGAACUUCGAGCAUCGACACCACGUGUACAAUUUGGGGCCUUGAGACUGGUCAGGUUCUCGGCCGCGUAAAUAUGGUGUCGGGUCAUGUGAAGACACAAUUGAUAGCACACGACAAAGAAGUCUAUGACAUUGCUUUUAGCCGGGCAGGAGGGGGAAGGGACAUGUUUGCUAGUGUUGGUGCUGAUGGAUCAGUGCGCAUGUUUGACCUCCGUCACUUGGAACAUUCUACCAUCAUCUACGAAGAUCCCCAGCAUGUUCCACUGUUGAGACUCGCGUGGAACAAACAGGAUCCCAACUAUCUCACCACUAUGGCCAUGGACGCCUUGGAGGUAAUUAUUCUAGACGUAAGAGUUCCCUGCACUCCAGUAGCCAGACUGAACAACCAUCGAGCCUGUGUUAAUGGAAUCGCAUGGGCACCCCAUUCCAGUUGUCACAUUUGUACAGCAGCGGACGACCACCAGGCUCUUAUCUGGGACAUUCAGCAAAUGCCACGAGCUAUCGAAGAUCCUAUUUUAGCAUACACAUCGUCAGGGGAGAUAAAUCAGAUUCAGUGGUCAUCAACACAGCCCGACUGGAUUGCAAUAUGUUACAACAACAGUUUAGAAAUCCUGCGAGUCUGAAUCUGGUGUUAUGCUAACAGCUUCGACUGUAAAAUAUCACGGCAUCAGUUUUGACACUAAACAUGAUAUUUUGGGCAGAAAUGUACAAAAAGGUGGAAAUAUUGACAUUAUUUGCAGGCAGGGCACAAACAUUUGCAGUGCAUUAUUUAAAAAAAGAAACUCCUCUUUUUUAUUAUAUGGGUAUCCACUGGUUAAAGUGUCGUAGAAAUGCUCACAGCAAAGCCCAAUGUUUUCUCCAUCACUAUAAUGGUUAAUGUGUCAUUUUCACAAAUCGUGAAUUGCUACGUCAAAUGCUGAAUUGGGAUGGCUGAAUCUUAUGAGUAGUGCAAUGUGUAGAGAUUAUGAGGAAAUAAGACAGUUUAAUUCUUGUGGUGCCCUCAUAACAUUACUGUUAUUCACAUGGUUUAAAAUAUGGUACAUAUCAAAGUGAUAUAAUAUCUUUCAUGACAAAAUAUCAUGCACUUCAAAACAUAUAUGCUUUCUGCGUAUUCAGAGUUAAACUCUUGAAUUUGGCAAAUGUAUUUCCUUGUUAAAUUGCCAAAUAAUCUCAUUCAAAAAUUGAAUUAUUUGGCUACAAAUUUUGACCAAUUUUGCCAGAUUUCUGUUACGGUUUUGAGUUCAAGUUAAAUCCUGCUACUCCAUAAAAUAAUUUCGCUGACCAACAGUAAUAAAGAAAGCUCAGAAUGGUGAACAAAUAUUUUACUUGGUACAUUAUUAUAAUGGAAGCUUGCUUAGUAUUCAGAUUGAUUCAAUUAAGCCAAAUUCAGUAACUGAAUCAUGUAAUACGAUUUUAAGGAUGUGAAACAUAAUUAGAAAUAAAGGAAAUAUACAAGGAUGUGAAAGGUAAUUAGAAAUAAAGGAAAUGUACAAAGAUUUAGAAAACGGGUAAUAUGAAACUUGAUUUGUUGUUGAAAAGUGCUAGAAUUACGAUGUUGAGGGAAAUGAGUACUAAUUAAAAAAUAACAGGGAGUAGACUGCAUCUUGCAGUAUUAUCUUUGCUGCCUUACAUAGCGAUUAUGAUACAUAAUAUUAUAUUGCUUUUCUUUGCUUUUUAAGUGAGGGAGUUAGCCUUGUUUGAGUGUUGUAUUUAUCAAACAACCCUUCACCUGAUUUGCAAAAAAAAAAAGAAGAAUAAAAGCUUUUUAAUAUGGAGCAAUAAUCUCAAUUCAUUCCAUUUUCAUCAUACUUAUUAAACAUUGUGUUAUGAAUUUUUCCUUUUUAAAAAAUCAUUCAGUUUAUUCGGUCAUAGAUUUCUACACAGUAUUGUCUGCUGUAUUUAGCAGCUACUGGGAUACUAAAAUGGGGGUCUUGUAAAUUUAAAUGAAUAAUGAAACUGCAUUAGGUUAUUCCAAAGAACAUAAUAUUGCCAUUUAACACAAAUUAUCAAUUUAAGUUGCAACAUUAUGGAACCAAAGUGGAUUUGCCCUUCACUUUUGAAUUGCUAAAAAAACAAACCCAAAACAAAAACAAAAACAAAACACCUGACAUUUUCAGCAAAGAUUUCAAAAGACGUGUUAAGCUUCAUUUUUGAAUGGCAUUUAUAUACAUAUUUUAAAACCAUAAUCAUGUCAAGUGUAUUUGUGUCUAAGGAAUCGAUGCAAGUAUAAUGCAUUUGUUCUUUAGGCAGUUGCUAUGGUCAUUUGAAUGUUGCUGAUAUUGUGUUGAUGUAAAAUAAUUGUAAUUGUCAACUAAAUGUUCUUUUUGUUAUUGAUGUGUCAUUUUAUGAACGCUUUGACAUCAUAUAAUGUUACAUAAAUAUGUCAUCAUUAUAGUGCUUGUAUAAAUGGCAUAUGUAAGAAAAAUAUUUAAUUUUUUUUAAUUCUGGUGUAUGAUACUUACGUUUUCCAGAUUAUACUAGUUUCGACUCUGAUUACAAUACAGGAACAGGGAUGGUGCUGUGGCACAGCCUGCCCACCCACUCCCUUCACCACUUAUUAACAACCUAAAGAUAGAGGGGAUCUUAAAGUGACAUUCCUGAGUUUGCUACAUUGUAAGAUGUUUCCGACUAAUAAAAUAUUUCUACGAUUAAACUUACAUAAUUAAAUAUAUUUUUUUGUUUAGAAUAUCAUUGUCUGUAUAUUCAG